Molecule: messenger RNA, 318 nt
Organism: Aureobasidium uvarum
Lineage: Eukaryota; Fungi; Ascomycota; Dothideomycetes; Dothideales; Saccotheciaceae
Source: the annotation of a GenBank genome assembly
AUGAGCAUGCUGCGCCGCGAGUUCGGCAUUGCCGAGCCCAUCCGCCGCGGCAUGGAAGUCAAGAUCUGUCAAGAAGGAGAGUGGAGGCCCGCGGUCCUUGGAUACAAGGGCGAAGGCGUGCACGAGGAGAUUUUGAGUGGAAGGGACAGCAGUGUUGAUUGGGAGGAUGUGUUUAAUGGUGAGUUUUUCUCGUGCAAGGGCGUGGGAAGGCGAGAUGAACAGAGGGAAAUGCUAAUGAUGAUGGUACAGNGCAACGAGACACAGAAUGCGCCCGACUUCCACUCGGAGAUGGAGAACAGACUCAAGAUGAACUGGUAA